Molecule: messenger RNA, 993 nt
Organism: Schizophyllum commune H4-8
Lineage: Eukaryota; Fungi; Basidiomycota; Agaricomycetes; Agaricales; Schizophyllaceae
Exons: 1
Coding region: 393-551 (52 amino acids)
Source: RefSeq, a predicted model, not a curated record
CGCGCUCACCGUCGAAGGUCGCAGCCCCUCGCUUUUCUCGCCUUUCUCGCCUUUCAUUCUGGCUCGCUAUAUCCUACUUCUAGUCCCUAGCCGACCUACCUCAAACCCUCUGAGAACCAUCUGGCGAACCUAGCACACUUUUCAGCACGCAUAUACCCAGGUCCAAACCUACCGGGAGCGACUUCGCCAACACCUCACAGCCUAGCGCGCAUCUCAGAACAGCAACAGUGACCCAAACCACUCACCUACCUCCGAACAACAGCACCGACAGCAGCACCGACAGCAGCUUCGCAGGAGAUUCGCCUUGGAGCGGCGGCGCUAACGCGCUCACGAAGGGCUCAACUACCGCGCUUCUAUCGCCUAUUUCGCCACCUACGAAUUCUGAGGCCCCGAUGACAGAUUCUGUCGCGACUCCAUCGCUUACACCCGUCCUACCGACGCCACACCCGAACACCAUAAACGCACCUCACCGGACCCGCGCGAGGACGACAUACGCCCAGAAGAGAGCUCGCGCAUCCGUUGCCGGAUCGCCUGCGGCCCGACGAACGUAGCCUUCGGCAGCGGGACGACCGCCACCUGCAUUCGGACACCUCAAAUCGAACACUCCCGCGAGUUCCUUACGGACAGACUCCCGACGCACGAUUCCGUAACCCUCUCGCCCAAGAGCGGAGGCGCUAUUCCGCUAAGUCCCCCCCCCCUUUUCUCUACUCACCCCUUCGCUUCUUCCCCGCGCCUUCGCACGCCUGUAGAUCUUUGACCACCUUUGCAGCACCUGUACGACAUCCCCGCCGCUUCUGCGCCCUCGACUCACCUUAGCGACACCUACGGCCCAUCCAACUACAGUCCUGACUCGUCCGAUGCCGACGCGCUUCCAGCUCGCGCCACCGCGCGAAGACCCGACCCGACCUGCGACCGCUGCGACUCCAUUACCUACAGCACUAGUUACGACCAUUACGACUAAACAUACCGCCAAUAAUCUCACUUCGUUGCCCA